Molecule: messenger RNA, 4536 nt
Organism: Acaulospora morrowiae
Lineage: Eukaryota; Fungi; Glomeromycota; Glomeromycetes; Diversisporales; Acaulosporaceae
Source: the annotation of a GenBank genome assembly
AUGUCUUCAUCCGCUUUAUUUGUAAGAGCAUUAUACGACUUCCACUCCACAGAUGUUUCAAGCCUCUCCUUUCGGAGGGACGAUAUAAUACAAGUCCUUACCCGACUGGAGUCUGGGUGGUGGGAUGGUUUGUGUAAUGGCGAGCGUGGUUGGUUUCCAAGCAAUUAUGUCACGGACUUGGAAAACGAGGAGGAAAUUUUCGACGAGAAUGAUCAGGUAUCCGAUUGGAUUCCACAGCAAACUCCCGACGGUGAUGUCUUCUAUUACAACCAACGCACCGGUGAAUCCGCCUGGGAACUACCAAUAGACGACGCUGGAUCCGCGAAUACACGUGACUCCUCCUCAACGAACGACGGGAUGCAUCAAAGCAUUCUCACCACCAGUUCGAGCGGUAGCACCACCGUGAAGAGUAUGACCGAUUCUCCUCGUUCGAGUGUGUUAUCGAGGUCACGUCGGCUACCCGAGAAUUGGAUACAGCAACCUACCGAAGAUGGUAACACCUACUAUUACUAUAAUACCAUAACAAAAGAGAUUAGAUGGACUUUUCCGGGUGGUGAGGAGGUGGUUGAUGGUGAGGUGGAUGAUGUGGAGGCGGCUGACAAGGAGAGUAUCGCCAGCUCGAGGGGGAGUCGAUUGAGCACAAGCACCAUCGGAACCAUUCAGCAAAGGCAACAAAACCAACAACAACUGUCGUCCAACGAAGGGCUUCCGCCUAAUUGGGGCAAAAAAGUGACACCUCAGGGGCGUGUUUAUUAUUACAACAAAGUAACUGAUGAGACUACCUGGAGUCUCGAAGAUAUUGAUGGUGAUGGUAAUCUGGUUGAAGCCGAUCGCAAUGCUAACCUCUCGCCUUCCAAUGAUCCUGGCGAUGGCGAGUCACCGCACGAGAUACCGCUUCCCCCCACCCCAACUGCAACGAUUCCUCCUCCGCAACCGAGCAUAUUUUCGGAACCCUCGAUUCUCAUGAUGCAAAAUCCUAACGAAAUUCUUACCUGGGAAUCUUUGUCCAACACUGUGUUCGCGACAAUUCACCAUUUGAAUUUGGCCGCAAAAGAGAAUUCAAAACAGAGCUACAAACAUUGCACCAAUGCUAUCGUCGAGAGCAUUCGCAUCAUGCUCUAUGCCUCGGGCACCGUGGAAAAGGAGUCACCGGCCAUUAGACAGAAUCGCAAUUUAAAGAUCUAUCACAGGCACAUCAUGGCUUCCCUAUCAAAGUUGGUGCUUUCCACCAAGGUUGCUUCCGGAGUGUGGCCUCCACCGGAUGCUGCGCAGAAAAUGAAAAGUGAUGCGGACGAGGUUCUCGUGGCCGUUCGUCAAUUCGUUCAAGCCGCGGAAAACACCGUGGAAAUCAGGCGCGUGGAUCCAAAGAUCCUGGAGAGUUCAACCGGGGGUGCUUGGCGUGGUAACAAUCUACCGUUGAUCAAACCUCCCUCCAUAAAUCCUGGCGCAAAUCCUCAGGAGAAUGGUGGCGGCAGCUUACCCAGUUCACCCAUCAAUCAAAAUGCACCCUCUCGUUCCCUCACCCCCGACCUGCUGGCUUCGUUGGAUCACACCUCCCGCACCGCCACCAAGGCCAUCACGCUGUUGCAAAAUCAUGUUCGCAAGUAUUUGGAGACUCCCCGUGCCGCGAUGCCCAACACCAGUGCGACUUUUGUUCCCCAGCUAAUUUCCCAGACUCGCCAGACGGUUACGCAAGUCGGGCAGUUCUUGUCGCUCAUCGAGGACAUCAAUCUAGAAGAUUUGGACGAGACGAGUCAAGGGACAAUUGACGAAUUCAAAAUUGCAAAGCAAGCAUUGUACAAUAAUAUCGCUGGAUUGGUCAUCUGUACUCAAUCUGCGACCGAUCAUUUGGCCCCGCCUAACGCCAUCGAUCAAGUUCAGGUGUCCACGAGUGUCGUUGAGAAGUCGGUGAAGGAUGUGAUAAUAGCCACAAAGUUCCUUGUGGAAGAAAAGGAGACACAGGAUCAAUUACGCAUCAACAUGCGGAUUCCCAGACGUCAGAGCAGCACCGAUGUUCAGCUAAACAGGCGACGCGUGAAUUCAACUUACUCGUCGAUCAAUUCCACGAACUCAACUUUGGUUUCCCUCGAUCAGAUUCAAGAGGCUGGCACGAACGGUGUCAUCGAUGAGAAUGCGGUGACGGACGAACAGCCCGUCGGCAAUGGAACUCCGGCGGUCUCAAACGCCCUACAGACUGUGCCAGAGGAUGAUGUCAUGCUCACCGAUUCUUCGACCAUCGCGGGUGAUCAGGGCUCAAGCAUAGAAGAUUAUGAUGCACCGAUGUCGCCGGUAUCCGACGGUUCCUCGAUGACCGGUGGUCGUUCGAUGAGGAGCAGCCGUUUACGUUCCGACAGCUCGGUCUCAUCGUCCGCCUUGGAAACGACACCCGCUCCGAAUCAUCCACCGCUCAUACGUACAAAUACUCAACCGAUGGUCUCAACCUCAUCCGAAUUUUCUUCCUAUUCAUCGUCACCCCCUGCCUCUUACACCAGUAACGGAACUGGAAGCGCCAAAUCUCCGCGUCCCGAAAACAACAAGGUUCAAAAAUUCUUUGGCGAGGAUGUUCCAUCCACUAUCGCACAAACGCACGGGCAACGUGAGGAUAAACCUUCGUUCCUCAAUUACGACUACGAUCCAUCCGAAAUCAUAUUCAACAUGGAAAGCCAUGUCAAGGGAGGCACGCUUAACGCAUUGGUGGAACGAUUGACCAUGCACGAUGUGCUCGACUCAAACUUUAUUGCCACCUUCUUGCUAACCUACCGAUCGUUUUGUACAACGGACGAGUUCUUUGACAUGCUGGUGAAACGCUUCAUGAUUCAACCGCCGGAGGGUUUGAUCCGAGAAGAGAUCGAGGUUUGGGUGGAGAAAAAGCAAACGCCCAUCAGAUUAAGAGUGUUCAACAUUAUGAAAAGUUGGUUGGAGAAUUAUUACAUUGAGCGCGAGGAUGCACAUUGCUUGGAGCGCAUGCGAGAAUUUGUGAACACGGUCAUGCACGAACACAUGGCUUUCGCGGCUACCAGCUUGAUCAGGGUCAUUGAUAAACGGCAACAACAAGACAAAUCUCCCACCAAGGUGAUGGUGGUCAAUGCCGUACAGCCGCCGCCAUCUAUUUUGCCAAAGAAUAUGAAGAAGAUCAAAUUCUUGGAACUAGAUCCAUUGGAAAUUGCCAGGCAGUUGACGAUAAUAGAGAGUACGCUUUAUAAUAAAAUUCAACCUGUGGAAUGUUUGAAUAAGGCGUGGAGUAAGGAGGAAAAUGUUGGCGGUGAGAUCGCCGAGAACAUCAAGGCCAUGAUCGUCAACAGUAAUCAGAUUACCGGAUGGGUAGCCGAAUCCAUACUAAAUCAGCCAGAAAUUAAGAAACGAUGUUUGUUGAUAAAGCAUUUUGUUGCGGUGGCCGAUAAAUGCCGGACUCUGAAUAAUUUCAAUUCUCUGACGGCCAUAAUCUCGGGAUUAAAUUCUGCGCCAAUUCACAGACUGAAACGAACAUGGGAGAUGGUGAGCGCCAGGACCAUACAAACACUCGAGAACCUGAACAGGAUUAUGAACUCGACGAAAAAUUUUUCAGAUUACAGGGAGAUGCUGCAUAGCGUUAAUCCACCUUGUGUAUAUUUGACCGAUCUUACGUUCAUCGAAGAUGGUAAUCCGAAUAUAAUCAAAAAAUCACGACAACUCAUCAACUUCUCGAAACGCAUGAAGACCGCAGAGGUCAUUCGAGAAAUACAACAGUAUCAAUCUAUGCCAUACUUUUUGAAUCCCGUCCGUGACAUUCAAGUAUUCAUUCAAACACACUUGCAAGAGAGUAAAGAUGUCUCAGAGUUAUACAAUCAAAGUUUGAACAUGGAACCAAGUGAUGAUGUUCGUAUUCUAUCUUACAGGAUCGAGGCUGACGAAGCAGAAAGGAAGAAACAACUUGAGGAAGAUUACCUUGAAGGUGGUCAAAGAACCGCCGCACAAGUGGCAUGCAAUGCCUUAACAGGAGCAAUUAUCACCACCAUCCAUCAGUAUUAUUAUGGUGGAAAAUUACAAUGCCUAUUGGACGAUCGUGGGUCGCGAUUAUUGUUUUACAUGUGUUUGGGGCAUUAUUCGACUUGCAAUGGAGAUACGUGGGCGAGUGAACUCGGCAUUCUUAACAAAGAUUGGCCCAUAUUAAUAACAACCUUCAAGAAGGUACCUCCUGGGACUAACGGAGGUGUCACUACGUUUGGUCUAUUAGCUUCAGUGAUGGGAGGUUUUAUCAUUGGUGUUUCCUCAAUUAUAUCCAUCUUUCUGGCAGGUGGAUGUAACAGAUUAUGGGUUGAAUUAAUUCCAAUAGCCUCGAUCGCAGGACUAGUUGGGUCUUUAAUUGAUUCGUUAUUGGGUGCGACAGUUCAACUUUCAACUUAUUCUGAAAAACUACAAAAGAUUACAUACCACGAAACCGAUGAUGUUAAAUUAGUGAGCGGAAUUAACUUGCUGAAUAAUAAUCAGGUGAAUUUUGUGUCUUCUCUGAUAACGGCCCUAUUGACAGGGUUUGUUACUGAUUAUGUUUUUGGAUAA